Peronospora matthiolae is the source of this 822-nucleotide messenger RNA. Lineage: Eukaryota; Oomycota; Peronosporomycetes; Peronosporales; Peronosporaceae. The record is from the annotation of a GenBank genome assembly.
AUGCGAUGCGCGAGCAAGGCCGCCGAGAGCGCGUCCGCACGUCUCUGUGCGGACGCCGAAGCAGAAACAACAGCAACUGAUGUCUCAUCGGUUGCUGAAGCGACCCAGCCUGUAUCACUUGGUGAUGCAGGCGCUGGUCAUGAAGACACUCGUGUCUUCACAGAGUACGAGCUCGGUGUCUCGUACUCUCCUGAUACGGAGGACGGAUCCGUAUCGACAACGAUUGAAUCUAAGCCUCCUGCCAAGCGUGGCAUGGACGAUGCUUUGCGUCGCAGCAUCUUUGGUUCAUCUGAUGAAUCAGAUGAACCAUCGCCGAAGCGAAGGCGCUCGAGGUCGCGAGACUCGGGCGCUAAUAGUGGUGUCGGUUCUCCUAUGGACAUUACUUCGCAACGAGGUUCCAUUCCUUCUGUCGGCACAUCGCAGGAAGCGCGGGACCGCAAUGUCUUGCGUCUCGCUCCAGAAAAGAAGGCAUGGAUGCCUCCAAAAUCCGUCAUGGAUCACUUGUCGGCGACGACGAGUGAUCGUUAUCGAACACGAUUGUUCGAUUCGUCAAGGAUCCAUCACCUUGACCCCAGCGCGAAAAACUAUCGCGCUGAACAUGAUUUCUUCAUCGAUGCUUUCUUCAAACAUCGAUGGUACAGUGGGAAUCACAAACGUGAUGGUCCCUCACUACUUCAGGCGUGGAACGCCUACAUCCAUAACCUUGAGGAUGUAGGUCGUGACGCUUGGAACGAAAAACUUAUCAAAGCUCGUGAUAAGUUUGAAAAGCGAACCCCGACAGGUGCACGCUACAAGCUGCAUCGUCUGUCAAGGGAGAAAUGA